GGCAUCGAUGACAUCCUCGCCAUGCUGCUCGCCUUUGCAGCGAGCCCGGAUGAGGUUGACGUGCUGCUCAUCUCGCUGACCUUUGGCAACAUUGAAGUGCAAAACUGCCUCCGCAAUGUCGUCUCCAUGCUGCAUAUUCUCGACCGCGAGAUUCAAUGGCGCAAAGACCAGGGCAAGCCCGAAGGAUUCGACACGCUGAGAGUGCGCAAGCCGGUGAUUGCGGUGGGAGCCCAGGAGCCGCUGGACGAUCAGAAAAUGCUGGCCGACUAUUUCCACGGCAAAGAUGGUCUCGGGGGUAUUCACUUUAGCCACCCCCAUCUCACCCCUGGCGAGUCGUGGGAGCAUCUCUUUGCGCCCAUCUCGGAUCCAGAUGUGCUUCCGAAUGUGACCUCUUCGACAUCGCACCAGUCCUUUGUCCCAUCUAGACAGCAUGCAUCCGACGAGAUCCUGCGAGUGUUGCAGGAAAACGAGGCCGAUACAGUGACCAUUGUCGCUGUUGGCCCCUUGACCAACCUCGCGCUGGCUGCUGCCAAGGACCCAGAGGCUUUUCUGCGUGUCAAAGAGGUUGUCGUCAUGGGCGGCGCGAUCCACGAAGCCGGAAAUGUCACCCCCGUAGGCGAAUUCAACGCCUACGCCGACUCAGUCGCAGCCGCGCGCGUCUUCGCACUGACAUCCCCAAAUCCACGCAGCACACUGCCCCUCAGCACCAAACUCCAACCUUACCCAGCGCAGCUCAGCAAGCAACUGGUCCUCAAACUGUUCCCACUGGACAUCACUCUACAACACAACCUCAGCCGCGGCGAUUUCGAUCACACCAUUGCGCCGCUCCUGCAAGCUGGCAGUCCGCUGGCCGAGUGGGUGUCUGCGUUUAUGGCGCAUGUUUUCCAGACGCUGGAGCGCCUGCACCCGGGCCACGAGGGCUCCAGUGCCAAGCUUUCGCUGCAUGAUCCCGUGUGUGUCUGGUAUGCGCUGACCGCAGAUGAUGCGCGGUGGAAGGCGACGCGCACGUCACCAGAGGAUAUCAGGAUUGAGACAGUUGGGCAGUGGACGAGGGGUAUGUGUGUGAUCGACCGCAGGAACAGGCACAAGGUUGAUAGUGAGGUGGAGAGUCAUAGUGAUCAUGGACUGUGGCUGAAUUCCAGGGCCGGUAAUAGGAUCAUCCGUAUGGAGGAGUCCCCCGGAGGAGACUCUUUCGGGCUGGUUUUACUGAAGAAGCUUUUUGGCUAG
Messenger RNA from Talaromyces rugulosus, 1227 nucleotides. RefSeq lists its product as uncharacterized. The record is from RefSeq and is a predicted model, not a curated record. Gene Ontology annotation, biological process: purine nucleoside catabolic process. The annotation marks the transcript as partial. Gene Ontology annotation, molecular function: purine nucleosidase activity. The transcript has 5 exons. NCBI's taxonomy places the organism in Eukaryota, Fungi, Ascomycota, Eurotiomycetes, Eurotiales, Trichocomaceae. Gene Ontology annotation, cellular component: cytosol.